GGGUCCCGCUGACACCACGGGCUGACCUCCGGUAUAAAAGUGAGGGUUAAAUGGAGCAGGACAGCAGCAGCAGCUCACCUCCAAGCAAAAUGUCCACCACUGACAUGAGCAUGGGCAAGAUCAUCUUCUACGAGGAGAGGAACUUCCAGGGUCGCUCCUACGAGUGCAUGAGCGACUGCUCCGACAUGUCCUCCUACCUGAGCAGGUGCCAGUCCUGCCGGGUGGAGAGCGGCUGCUUCAUGGUCUACGAGCGCCCCAACUUCAUGGGCAACCAGUACUUCAUGAGGAGGGGCGAGUACUCCGACUCCAUGAGCAUGAUGGGCAUGAGCAGCGGCAUCAGGUCCUGCCGCAUGAUCCCCAUGCACAGAGGCCAGUUCCGCAUGAGGAUCUUUGAGAGGGAGAAUAUGAGCGGCCAGUCCAACGAGCUGCAGGAGGACUGCGAGAACAUCAUGGAGCGCUUCCGCAUGAACGACUGCAUGUCCUGCCAGGUGAUGGACGGCCACUGGCUGCUGUACGAGCAGCCCCACUUCCGUGGCAGGAUGAUGUACGUGAGGCCCGGCGAGCACCGCAGCUUCAGGGAGAUGGGCAUGAGCAACAUCAGCUUCAUGAGCAUGAGACGCAUCAUGGACAUCUGCUAGAUGCUCUCCUUUUGACAUUAAAACGACUAAAAAAAGACAUCCAUUGAA
Dunckerocampus dactyliophorus (ringed pipefish) is the source of this 686-nucleotide messenger RNA. Its product is annotated as gamma-crystallin M3-like. Bases 51 to 638 code for a protein of 195 amino acids. Gene Ontology annotation, biological process: visual perception; lens development in camera-type eye. The record is from RefSeq and is a predicted model, not a curated record. The transcript is spliced from 3 exons. Gene Ontology annotation, molecular function: structural constituent of eye lens. NCBI's taxonomy places the organism in Eukaryota, Metazoa, Chordata, Actinopteri, Syngnathiformes, Syngnathidae.